Messenger RNA from Dreissena polymorpha, 3478 nucleotides. RefSeq lists its product as uncharacterized. NCBI's taxonomy places the organism in Eukaryota, Metazoa, Mollusca, Bivalvia, Myida, Dreissenidae. The coding region runs from base 616 to 2307 and encodes 563 amino acids. The record is from RefSeq and is a predicted model, not a curated record. The transcript is spliced from 3 exons.
UUGAAAAUCAUCAAUACGCGAAUUCUUUGUAAACGGACCCAACGUUUUAUCAUGAUUAUUAAAUAUGUUCAUGUUUUGCUGAAGUAUAAGAAAACAGAAAAUAGAUAAAUAUCUUUUGUUCGGUAAUAUAUUGUUACAAAAUGUAAUACAAUAUGAAACAUUAGACGAAUGAUGUAAACAUGAUCAAGUGCUUGUAACGUUGGCUUGUUUGUUCCUCAAAAUUCGUAAAUGCUCAAUACAUUGUGAUAAACACAUUAAGGUUCAAUAGUUGACCAUUGUCGAUUCUUCCGAAGUACUCGCGAAUAACAGAAGGUUUGUUAGGGUAGCUACCAUACGCAGUCGAUAUUAAACAUUUCAGCUCGAUACAGAUUUUAGAUUUAAACCAAAUUACAUAUUAGCGCACUACGUUCUCUGCCGGUUAAAUUAAUGUGUGUCGUUAGUUUACAGAGCGGCGCUGGAAUGGAAAUUAAACUUUUAAUACGCUAUUCAAAUUCAUUAUAAAGCCUCAUAACGAAGUUGUAGGUCGAUUUGGUUAAACGACAGUGGAACAUUUACUAUGAAAGGAACUGUAGCGACUUUGAAGCGGAGCAUUUGCAGAGUCUUCAUUUGUCAAGGAUGAACUCUAAGGAUUAUUUCGUCACUACCAAGGAUUUAAGGAAGAUAGCGCUCUCAGGGAGGCAAACGAGCAACAGAAACAUUAAAUACAAAAAGUUUGCCCCAGCGUUCGAAAACCGGACCCUCGACAACUUUCCCAUGCCCCACGGGCGAGAGGACGCAGUGAGGUCCGCCCUGGGGUUUCGGGCUGAGAAAAGGGACGCUAGACAAAGAAUCAACAACGUGAGGAAUGACAGUGGUUCACUACGUGAUUAUAGCAAACAAAUGUUCGAAUUUUCCGUCAAGAACGCAAACCAGAUGAAAACAAAACCGACUCAAAGAGAAUUAACAAGUCGACAUAGGGUUAAUGAAGAAAGGAAUAUGAGGUUAAACUCUCGAUCAAAAUUGGAAGCUUCUCAUCGACCGGAUGUCUGGUGUAAUGGUCCAACAGCGGACGAGAGCGCCCUUAACCGCUGCCGACGGCGUACCCUGAACGCAAUUCGUAUACGAACUGUCCCGGAACCGGAAACUCGCUUUCAUCACGACCGAUCUAGCUCCUGUCUAAGUAUACGAUCAACACUACACGAUAAAAAUCAAAGUUUUAGACUUCAAAGUGUAAAUGGUGUAAAUAAUUCUAGGUCUGAUUCGAUACUCAGUAAUUCUCUCGUCGCUGGAAGUGAAGUCAUAUUUGUACCGUUAGAUGACAUAAACGAAAAAUAUUACUCUGACCUAAAUGGGAGAUCAAACCUGACGUCCAUGCUCUCUAUGUACACAGAUAAUGAUGACGACACAACAAGGGACCCUUUUGAUGACUUUGACGAGAGAAGUCUCUCCAUUGGUCCAGAUUUCAAACCUUUAGAUCAUUCAUCGCGCCCGGGUUCUCUCGUUCAAAGGAGAGGUCUCCUUCCAGCUAAUACACCCUGUCAGUUGAGACUGGUUUCUCUUGACGAGACGACAUCGGAGUCCGAAAGCGAGGAGUUAACGGAAGCACCCCCGCCGCCUCCACCGGAAGUGAAGAAGCCAGACCCUCCGCCUUGCAAGUUAUCAGUGAGAUUUAAGCAGGAGGAGAAAGUAGAGGAACGAGGCAAACAAGUUGAACCAGAACCGGAACCGGAACCAGUUAAAGUGAAAUUGAUCCUGAAAGGUCCGCACUGCUGGGUCGAUGACGCCACGGUAUCCAGUGACCAAUCAGAACGAGACGAGUUGGAGAUUCAGGAAGAUGUGUUACAAACUGAAAAUAACGCAACUGUCAAGAAUGUCAGCGCACAGGGUCAACAAAAAACCCAGACUGCAAAUGUUGUCAAAGCGGACCCAAAGGCAGCUGCAAAUGUUGUCAAAGCGGACCCUAAAGCAGCUGCCAAUUUAAAGACAUCUUCGAAGAAUGCCGCUGAUAGUAAUAAACAAACUGCUCUUGCGGCCGACUCAAAGCAGGAAAUGAAAAAUGCGUUUGAAAAAUCACUGCAAGAUUUAAAUGCUAAAGAAGGUCCAGACAUGGUUAAAGAAAACCUAGUAACGAAUCAUUCCCAGAUAAUUCAAAAUGGUGAUAUUAAACAAAAUGAAGAAUGUUUAAAACAUUCACUUAUCCAGACUGAACCCGUAUUGCCUUCGUUCAUAUGCCCGAGUUCGGAGAAGAAAUCUCGCGAGGCCGAACUGAAACACUGGCUAGCAUCCACGUGUUUCCGACAGGGCAUUGUUGACAUGCCCGUGUGCUGAGGAUUACAAUGGUUAUAUUAUGCCCAUGUCGCCAUAGGUUUUAUAUGUCUGGAACGAAAGCCUCACUGUUUUGUUGCCAUUUAUUCAUGAACGAGAAUGUGUUCUAGUUAUAACAAAUCUAAUUUAAUUUUUACAAUUAAAAAGUUAUUAAGUACAGUUAUACAUCAAUAAAGUAGUAUUUACCCCAGUUUUGACGAUAUAUUGCCAUCUUUCUUCGAAAGUGAUAUUUAAAUUGAUGAAAAUACUGUGUUUGCAGUAUCACCAGUAAGAAUAUGUUAAUAAGUCACUUCAAGUGACAUCACAUGUAGUUUGAUAAAAUUGUUAAAAUUUAAACUCACAAGAAGAUGAAUUGCUUGCCAACCGGUGGAUAAGAUAAUUUAUGCCUUUGCAAACUUGUUUGAUUUACCCGUGGUUGUAAUAGAUAUAAUAUAUGGCUGUACUACAUAUAAUAUUUAGCGUGAACACAGCAAGAAAAUAAUUUCAUCUGUGAUUGCUGUUUCAUUUUGAAUCAUGUCCUUUGAAGUUAGAGCGUUUAAUGGCCCUAACUUAUUAAUUGACUGGAUAAAUUAAAUAACAAAUUAAAUGUCAAACUAUAUUUAAACGAAUUUCUUAUCAAAAAGACUGAUUGUUUUCAAACAUCGUUGCAUCUGCAAAUCAGGAUAUUAAGUUAUUAGUAUAUGCCUUAGACUUGUAUAUGUUAUUUUCUUUAUUGACAUUUAGUAACCUUAGCACUACGGUUUAAAAGAUAAACCUGAAAAAUUAUGCACAUAAAUUGAUGUUUUAAUUUUUCCUGCAAUAAUUACGGUAUAACACCUUAAUUAAUUAAUAAAAUUGAACAUUCAAUACAACUUAUUAUGAAGUCAACUAGUAAUUCGAUGCAAACAAUCUUUUACUGUUAUAUGCACUUGCGGUUUUUGAAUAUUCACAAUAUGACAACAGAUUUGAUGUCACGUUUAUUUGAAUCACAAUACAUAACUCAGCGGAUUUGGGUCAAUUUGUUUGUAUCACCGAUUUCCAGAAAACAAUUAUAGGAUUACACUAUUGUACCAUAUUUAUUAGUUAAAUGUUUAUAGUUUAAUCGUAGCUUAAGUGAUUAGGUUACAUAAAAAUUGUUUUGUUUUUUCACUUGUUUCGUGUAUGUGUAAGUUGGAAUACAGUAUUAUUUCAAUGA